GAUACCAGAGAGUGGAGAGAGUGAGAGAGGCGAGCCUUUAAAUCUCUGCGGUGCAGAGCUGGAAAAGCUGCUUCUCAGCGAAAAUCAGACGCCCUAUUUACACCGCUUACUCGCUCCUUUUAUUUUCCUGGGGAAAAAAGGGACUUACAACCAAGAAAUUUCAACGAGGACUGGUGCCCGUCUCAGCGAAUUAACGUGGUAUUUCUUUUGUUAUUAUUAUUUAUGUUUUUUCUUGUAAAUGCACUUCUGCUGAAGGGACUCGGGUUUUACUUUUGCACUGAGACGCACAGCUUUCUACCUCCCGCCUGGUCUCUCUGCCAGAUUAUCCCAGCAGAAGUAGGCUAUAUGACGCAAACCGUGUGCAGUGCAUUAGUCUGAAAGUUUUCCUCCACGACUUUUUUUUUCUUUUUUUCCUUUUUUUCCACCAACCACGCGCUGUUUCAUGCUACAGCAAGUCAGUGCACAGCGGUGGAGGAGCCAAAAGAACUAUUGCAUGAAACAAGAAAGGAGAGAAGAGACGCUGAUUAAUAAGUCAGUUUUUGCGACGCUCGCCAACACUUUUGCAUAUCUGCAAAAGAGUCGCGACAACAACAUGAGCGCAGAGCUGAGCAUGGGGCCGGAGCUGCCCAGCAGCCCUCUGGCUCUGGAAUAUGUGAACGAUUUUGACCUGAUGAAGUUUGACGUGAAGAAGGAAGGCCUGGCCGGGCUGGAUCGCAACGGGGUGCGCCAGUGUAACCGUCUCCAACCCCAAGGCUCUGUGUCUUCCACCCCUAUCAGUACACCCUGCAGCUCGGUGCCCUCGUCGCCCAGCUUCAGCCCCACGGAGCAGAAAAGCCACCUGGAGGAGCUGUACUGGAUGCCGAACAACGGGUACCACCAGCAGAUAGACCCGCAGACGCUAAGCCUGACCCCGGAGGACGCAGUGGAGGCCCUGAUUGGAGCGACAGCUCACGGCCACCCUCCGCCUCCGCAUGUCCAACAGCAGCUGCAGCAGCAAGGCGCUUUCGAGGGCUACAGGGGCCCGCAUCACCACCACAGCCAUCACGGCCACAGCCAGCAGCAUCAUCACCCCUAUGCGGGGGGCAUCCCGCACCACGCCGAGGAACUUUCUGGGCACCCGGGCGGACACAGCCACCCACAUAGCCAGCAUCAUCAUCACCACAGCCAAGACCCCGACAGCCCAUCUCCGGUGUCCCCAGAGUCCCACCAGCCGCUGCACCAUCACCGCCACCAUCAUCACCACCAUCCGCACGGCCACCUGAGCCAGUCAGCGGCGCACCACAGCUCCGGGGGCGGACUCAACGUGGAGGACCGUUUCUCCGACGACCAGCUCGUAUCCAUGUCGGUGAGGGAGCUCAACAGACACCUACGGGGCUUCAGCAAGGACGAGGUGAUCCGCCUCAAGCAGAAGAGGAGGACCCUGAAGAACCGGGGCUACGCUCAGUCCUGCCGGUUCAAGCGGGUGCAGCAGAAGCACGUGCUGGAGAACGAGAAGACGCAGCUGAUGAACCAGGUGGAGCAGCUGAAGGCGGAGAUCACCCGGCUGGCGAGGGAGAGGGACGCCUACAAACUCAAGUGUGAGAAACUGACGGGGUCGGGGGCCAAUAACGGGUUCCGCGAGGCUGGCUCAACCAGUGACAACCCUUCAUCACCAGAGUUUUUCAUGUGAGUUGCCAUAGCCUUUUUCUUGUGAACCCUCCAACUUACUCAACAAACAACCCCCACCCCCACUCCACCACCCCCCGACACCUUUACUUUCUGACUGACUUUGCUGAUGCGCAAACGAUAAUAAUCCACACCUCCCAUACUGUUUGAUUAUAUUAAUAACGGUAACAAUUAUAUUCAUAUUAGACGAGUAAUCCAUCAGAUAGUAUUCUCAUAUAUAAUCAUCUCACCAUCCACGUGUCAACUGAGAUACAAAGAGCAAUGUAGAGUGUCCGAUCAGUCGCAGCAUCUUUGUAGAUUAGUUGCUUGUAGUGAAGAGACUUUUGUUUUUCUUCUUCAAAGAAGAGGAGCGACUGAUGAACUUUUUUUGUUUGUUCGUUUGUCUCUCACUUGAGGCUCCAGCUUUUAAAUCACCUGUAAGUAACGUGGGACGGCGUAAAGCAGUUGUAUUUUUGCUGACAUUCUUAUGAACCAACAAGCAGGCCCGAUCUCACAGCCUGCAACUCACCAGACUCACAUUCGACAAGUGGACCCGAAAUCUGAAGAAAAAAUUAACAAAUGAAUCUUAAAAAAAAAAAA
Messenger RNA from Pundamilia nyererei, 2244 nucleotides. It is a transcript of the gene mafba, whose product is annotated as MAF bZIP transcription factor Ba. Gene Ontology annotation, cellular component: nucleus. The transcript has a single exon. Lineage: Eukaryota; Metazoa; Chordata; Actinopteri; Cichliformes; Cichlidae. The record is from RefSeq and is a predicted model, not a curated record. Gene Ontology annotation, molecular function: DNA-binding transcription factor activity, RNA polymerase II-specific; RNA polymerase II cis-regulatory region sequence-specific DNA binding. Gene Ontology annotation, biological process: regulation of transcription by RNA polymerase II. The coding region runs from base 443 to 1669 and encodes 408 amino acids.